AUGUCAUUCACCCCAAUUGAUAUGUUCACUAGAACUUCGGAUGCGGUUAUCCAGUUUAAUGCUCGUUUCAAUACGAUGCGUGAUGACCAGCUCGAUAUUCAUGCGCUACAGUCUCAUCUUAGUGCAUUAGAAAAACUUUGGACGCAAGCACAGGACAAAUUUGAAAAGUGCUGUGAUUAUAUGAUGUCGUCAGUAGAGACGACGAAAGAAGUUAUCGAUGCGGUUGAUCAAAAAUACAAUUCGUCAUUUCAAAUCUAUGUCGACUGCCAGUCCGCAAUUAAUAGAAAGCUAGGGCAAUUCAAAAAAUAUCGUACUUCCUCUAUUAAUGGUAGUCUUUGUGGUUCGGUUGCUUCGUUGAUAGAAACGCCGGGCGAGACUUCAGCUAAGUCGCCCAUACAAAACUCGCAAGCUAUUGGCAACAAUUUGAGUACUUCGACUCAUGCUUCCCGCGAAAAUCAUUCGCAGAUACAAACUCCGCUUUCCUCUAUUGUGAGAAAUAAUAGUGCCAGUUUUAGAACUACAGAGGAAGUUUCUCAUUUGGAUUGUGUCCAUAACCUUGCUCUACCGCCGUGCGAUACGGACAUAUUUGAAGGUGAUUUCCACUCAUGGCCAACAUUUAGGGAUUUGUUUACGGCUAUAUAUAUUGUUAAUGGUCGUCUUACCGACGUUGAAAAACUUUGUCAUCUGGUUAGAAAGACUUCUGGUGAAGCUCGCGAGAUUGUAUCGAAGUUCCCCUUAAUUAAUCGUAGUUUCGAGCUCGCGUGGAAGGCUCUAGUUGAAACUUAUGAUAACCCUCGGCUUCUGGUUCAUAACCAAUUGAAAGUUUUGUUUGAUAUUCCGGUCCUCUAUAGUGAGACUAGUUCGGGAUUAAAGUCGAUCCAAUGUGGUAUCAAUGGAUGCCUGUCUUCGAUGUCCGUGUAUGAUGUCAAUACGGAAAAUUGGGAUCCGAUAUUAGUAUUUUUGUGUCUCCAGAGAUUGCCAAAAAUUACUCAGACUCUUUGGGAGCAGAGUGUUAAGGAUAAAUCUUCUCUUUCGUCCUGGAAGGAUUUGGAUGCCUUUCUCACUGAGCGCAUACGUACGCUCAUGUGCCUCCAUGAUAUGCGUGCUACAGAUCAGUCUAAGCGGUCAAAUAAUAGUAAAGUUCAAGCGCAUCAUUCAAAUAUCAGAAUUCCAGAGCCACCGCGUUCUCCCCGCGCUUCGAAAGGUUCAAAUUGUCUAAUUUGUCAAAAUCAGCGUCAUAAAUUGUAUGACUGUCCCCGCUUUAAGAGUUUCACACCCGCUGAUCGAUACAAAGUAAUGAAACGUCAUCAUCUUUGUAUCAACUGUCUUAGGAACGAUCACGAAGUUAAGAAUUGUGAUAGCAAACGUCGGUGUUCGAAGUGUAACAAGUCCCACCAUACGUUGUUGCAUCGGGAUGAUAUUACCUCUAGUAAUUCAAAUCGAACUUCCACUGUUACUAGCAAUGCCCCCAGAAAUUCGAGUGCUACGCCUUCGACUGUCCCCCCUAAUUCAGAAAAUUGCGCCCCAGGCACAUCCGCCGGUUGCUUGCCCCGGCAAGUAUUUCACGCCGCGCAGAACAAGGCUGUACUCUUAGGUACCGCAAUGGUGAAUAUUGUUCAUCUAGGUGUUUCAUUUCCUGCCAGGGCGUUAAUAGAUCCUGCUUCCGAGUCCUCUUUCAUUUCAGAGAGACUCCAAACUCGUUUGAAGCUUCCUGCGCGUUCUACGAAUGCUGUAAUUUCAGGAGUUAGUUGUUCACUCUCGGCCACGGCUAAUAAAGCUUGUCGUUUACAAAUUAGCAGUCCUUUCGACCCUUCUCUGAAAUUGGAAACCAACGUUUUAGUUUUGCGUGCCAUUUCUGGAAAUCUUCCCUCGUUUGUGGUUAAUUCCGACUUAAGGUCACAAAUUCCCGAUCUUCGCUUGGCAGAUGUUAACCUUUUUGAAUCUCGUCCCGUCGAUCUGCUGUUAGGUGCUGAUCUUUAUCCAAAAAUAUUGUUAGAUGGUUGUCGUCCCAUUUUGUCUGGAGCAUUGCUUGCUCAAAAUACUGUAUUUGGUUGGCUUGUUACGGGUCCUGUCCCAGCCACACAAGUUCGAACAUUUGCCACUACUGUCGAUGUAGCAGAAGAAGACAAAAUCCAGCAGACCCUUUUGCGAUUCUGGGAAAUCGAAGAGCCUCCUAAACGCAAAAUAUUAUCUCCAUCGGACCGUUUUUGUGAGGAGAAUUACGUCCGGACUACUCGUAGGGACUCAGAGGGUAGAUAUAUCGUUACGCUGCCACUUAAAUCUGAGAUUAGCGCUAUCGGGUAUUUGGGAGAGUCUCGAGCGAACGUCCUCAAACAAUAUUAUCGGAAUGAGAGUUCUCUAUUGAAAAAGCCUGAAUUAAAACUAGUUUACGACCAGGUAUUAUCGGAAUAUUUGGAACUUGACCACAUGAGGCCGGUACCCGUAAAUACUUCUAUGGAUGUCCUUUCGUGUUAUCUACCACAUCACCCCGUCAUAAACCUAGCAAAACAGACCACGAAACUUAGAGUAGUGUUUAAUGCCUCAAAUAAAACGUCGAAUGGGCAGAGUCUUAACGACAUAUUGCACAUAGGUCCAACGUUACAACAAGAUUUAGUUCUUUUGAUCCUCCGUUGGCGUAUCUUCAAAUUCGUGUUUAACUCGGACAUUACUCAAAUGUAUAGGCAAGUUCGUGUAGAUUCAAAGCAUUCGCCCCUUCAGAGAAUUUUGUAUCGGAAUUCAACAACAAAACAGGUCCUAGACUACGAACUACAGACAGUGACGUUCGGUGUAAAUUGUGCACCAUAUUUAGCAAUUAGAACGCUUCUUCAACUGGCCGAUGAUACUGAGUCAGAGUUUCCCCUCGCGGCGCAUAUAUUGCGAAAAUGUAUGUACGUUGAUGACGUUUUGGCAGGAGCUCAUGACAUCGAGACUGCAUUGGCAGCCAGGGACCAGUUGAUUAGGGCACUAUCGUCGGCAAAGUUCGAGCUGCGAAAAUGGACAGCGAAUAAUAGAGCUAUUUUGGAUUGCUUCCCCCCUGAGCAUUUGGUAGAUGCUCAGCUUUUAUCGUUUGUAGAAGCUAGUAGUUCUAAACCCCUGGGUAUUAGGUGGAAUGCGCGUUUAGAUUGUUUCUUCUUCGAAGUGAGUCCUAUUGUCAAUAAACACUUCACUAAAAGGGAAGUUCUUUCGGCAAUCGCGAAAUUGUUUGACCCUGUCGGUUGGUUGGCCCCUGUGAUUGUUAGGGCGAAAAUGAUAAUGCAGAAGAUUUGGCUGGACAACAUUGGUUGGGAUGAUCAACUUCUGGCAGCUACUGAGGCUGAAUGGAGAAGUUUUGUCGAAACAUAUCCGCAUGUUAACUCGAUUAGGAUACCUAGAUGGGUUCAAUAUGUUCCAGGAUUUUCUGUUGAGCUUCAUGUCUUUUCCGAUGCCUCGGAAAAGGCAUACGCGGGGAUGACAAUGGUGUCAUGCGAAUGA
Musca domestica (house fly) is the source of this 3471-nucleotide messenger RNA. RefSeq lists its product as uncharacterized. NCBI's taxonomy places the organism in Eukaryota, Metazoa, Arthropoda, Insecta, Diptera, Muscidae. The transcript is spliced from 2 exons. The coding region runs from base 1 to 3471 and encodes 1156 amino acids. The record is from RefSeq and is a predicted model, not a curated record.